Messenger RNA from Ciona intestinalis (vase tunicate), 1120 nucleotides. NCBI's taxonomy places the organism in Eukaryota, Metazoa, Chordata, Ascidiacea, Phlebobranchia, Cionidae. The record is from RefSeq and is a predicted model, not a curated record.
ACCUCAUUGAUUAAUGUGGUGAAUGCAAUAUAAUUUGGCUCUGCUUGUUUGUAUACAAACUCGGACUCUAAAUUAUAAAUGCCCCCUGUUUCAAAAAUUAACAAGCCACCCCAUGCAUCACUUUCAUUUUCACCAGCCAACAAACAAUAGAUCGCCCAACAGAUGAGUCACCAAUAUUACCUACUCCGUUUCAACAUCCGCAAAAAGUCGGUUUGGUAAAAUAAGGAAGUAGCAUUGUGUAAGGUGGAGGAAAUAUUGAACAAUGAAAACUUAUUUGCUGCUUGUUUCAGUUUUAGUAUGUAACUCAUAUUGUCACGUUAUCGAAGACGAAAACUGUAGAAGUGGAAGUACAAUUGCUAAGGACAUUCUGUUCUAUCGCCACACUUCUCCAUGGCGGCCGUGGGAUAAUAAUGAACAUUGUACAUUCACACUGAUACCAACCCACCCAACAAACCAGUUGAUUAUUAAAAAACGUUACGUAUCUUCUGGUAGGAAUACAAAAAUUACAAUGCCAGAUGGAACAGCUGUAAAAGAAGAUUUUCUAUCUGGCCUUAAGGAUUGGUGCAUGGUGUAUAACAACACGUACUACAGUGGUCUGGAUAAUUGCCAAAUGACUGAAACUUGCAGCAGAAGUGUUAAGAUGAAUAAUAAGAAUUGGGUUGUUAAAACUGACACAGAUGAUUUGAGACUUUUGCUUUCAUUUCACUUCAGCAACUGCACAAUGAAGACAACAGCAGUAACAGCAACUUAUGAAGGUAAAACCACAGCAACCACUGACACCCAACCAACAACUGAAACUCUCCUUUCCACCACCAACCUAAACAGCAACUCUCAACAUGCAGCAACACCUGCAAAUAGAGAACAACUAUUGAUGUGGGUGUCGAUAGCUCUUGGUAUCAGCUUACUACUAUGUAUGAUACUACUUGCUUUAAGUUGUUGGAAACUAAAGAUGGCAACUAGUGGCUCCCAAAUAGAACAACAGAAGCAAACAGAUUCAAACCCUGAUGGUUAUAAGGGAAUGGUUGACAACAUAAUUUACGACACUUCGCGAAAUUAGGUUCAUUUUAAUUUAUGUAAAAAUUAUUGUUAAUCAAGAAAUAAAAAUCAUUUUUUUAAUUUG